This is a messenger RNA of Thyridium curvatum, 1062 nucleotides long. RefSeq lists its product as uncharacterized. The coding region runs from base 1 to 1062 and encodes 353 amino acids. The transcript has 9 exons. The record is from RefSeq and is a predicted model, not a curated record. Lineage: Eukaryota; Fungi; Ascomycota; Sordariomycetes; Thyridiales; Thyridiaceae.
AUGUACUGGAAGUUGCUUGCGUUGGCUGCGGCAGCUUAUGCGGCGCCUCAGGGAUUUGGAGGCGGCGGCCGAGGAGGUUUUAGUCUGCUACGGUUCGGUUGCUCCCAGAUCGUGAUUGAGCGACUUGACCCGCUUGUCAACCCUGGACUCAACCCCUCGCCGCACAUCCAUCAGAUCGUUGGAGGAAAUGCCUUCAAUGCCUCUAUGCCCUCGUCUGAUAUUUCGGACCUUGCAACUUGCACGACUUGCUCUUUUGCAGACGACUUCUCCAACUAUUGGACCGCAAACAUGUAUUUCAAAGCCCGCAAUGGUAGCUUCCACCGCGUGCCUCAGAUCCCCAACCGCUUGCUCGAUGGCUCCAAAGGCGGCGUGACAGUCUACUACACCUCUCCCGGUGCCGGCAAGGUUACCGCAUUCAAGCCGGGUUUCCGGAUGCUCUUCGGCGACUCGAUGCAGCGAGAGAAGAAGGGUAGCGGCAUGAAGACGCAGAGUUGCUUCCGCUGCUACACGGGGCCCAACUUCAAGGGCGACAACCUGUCGCCAUGUUUUGACCCGAAGCUUGACACCGAGACAUUUCCCCCAGGCCCUUGCCUGGGUGGCAUCCGGUCCAAUAUUCAUUUCCCGACAUGCUGGGAUGGCAAGAACUUAGACAGUCCCAACCACAAAGAUCACGUUGCGUACCCCAAAUCGGGGCCUGCCUCUUUCGCAACCUCCGGAGACUGCCCGGAUACUCACCCAGUCAAGAUCCCGCAGGUGAUGCUCGAGAUCGUCUGGGACACGACACAGUUCAACGACAAGUCCAUGUGGCCAGAGGACGGCUCCCAGCCCUUCAUGCUGAGCACUGGUGAUACGACGGGAUACGGCCAGCACGCGGAUUACGUCUUCGGGUGGAAGGGCGACGCGCUGCAGAAGGCCAUGGACGGGGGCUGCUUUGGUCCCACUUGUGCUGGGCUCAAGACGCAGGCGUUCACGGCGGCCAAUAAGUGCCAAGUGCCUCUCUCGGUUGCCGAGAACUAUGACGGAUGGCUUGAGAAGCUUCCCGGCGAUGGUAGCGGUGCUUAA